AUGCCAGAUCAGUACUUAUUCCUGGAAUUCCUGCCAUGUAAUCAUGGCAUCACAAAGGCCUGGGAAUCCAGUGCUUUUACACCCUGUGGGAAGUUUUAGAAUUGAUUUGAUCAGUGACUGAAAAUGACCUGCCCAAUUGAAGUUCAGGAGGCAUUCGUCCUCUCUUCCUUUGUGACCUUCUUAACUGGAUUUAUCCUUAUAUGCAUUGGCAGGAUAAUGAAUAUUGUCGCAUCAAAAUAUGGCUUCAGGGGUCUGGGAAUAGAGAGUCAUUUCAAAAUUCCUUAUUUGAGGAUAAACCAUUUUUAUGGACUCUUUCGCAAGCGUAUUGACAUGAUGCUCUCAGCACAGACCUUUGUCGGUCGUGUACUGAUGAUCCUUGUCUUUGCACUGAGCAUUGGGUCCCUUGUAAUCUAUUUCAUCAACUCUGCAGAUCCUGUUGGAAGCUGCUCAGGAAAUGAGGACAAAACUCUCCAUGUUGACUUGAUCUUCAAUGCUUUCUUUGCCUUUUAUUUUGGAAUGCGGUUUGUGGCUGCUGAUGACAAGAUAAAAUUUUGGUUGGAGAUGAACUCCUUGGUAGAUAUCUUUACCAUUCCACCAACUUUUGUUUCCUAUUAUCUGAACAUUAAUUGGCUAGGUUUAAGAUUCCUGAGAUCUUUACGGUUGCUAGAACUCCCUCAAAUAUUACAAUAUCUGCGAGCCAUCAAGAGUAGUAGUUCAGUGAAGUUUUCCCAACUCUUGUCUAUACUUGUGAGCACUUGGUUCACUGCUGCGGGAUUCCUUCACUUGGUGGAAAACUCAGGGGAUCCCUGGCUCAAAGGUAAAAAUUCCCAGAUAAUGUCUUAUCUUGACGCCAUUUACCUUGUCAUUGCAACAACAUCAACUGUCGGCUUUGGAGACGUUGUAGCUAAAACAUCCCUGGGACGGAUCUUCAUCAUUUUCUUCAUCCUUACGAGUUUGAUGCUAUUUGCGAAUUAUGCUCCUGAACUUUUGGAAACCUUUGCAAAAGGCAGAAAAUACUGCAAUUCCUAUGUUGUGGUCAGAGGGAGAAAAUUCAUUGUGGUCUGUGGAAACAUCACGUUGGAUAGUGUAACUGCUAUGCUGAGAAAUUUCCUCCGCCACAAAUCUGGGGAAAUGGAUAUUGAGAUCGUUUUCCUGGGAGAAACCCUUCCUUCUCUGGAGCUAGAAACACUUUUCAAGCUCUACGUGGCUUAUACAAGUUUCUUCUAUGGAUCUGCAUUGAAAAGGGAAGAUUUAAGGAGAGUUGCGGUGGAAUAUGCUGAUGCCUGUCUGAUAUUAGCCAACCCUUUGUGUGCUGAUUCAUAUGCUGAAGAUACUUCUAACAUCAUGAGGGUGCUCUCCAUCAAGAACUAUUACCCUAAGACCAGAAUAAUCAUACAGAUACUUCAAUCCCAUAACAAGGACUACCUGCCAAAGAUUCCCAGCUGGGACUGGUCGUCCGGGGACAACAUCAUCUGCUUUGCCGAACUAAAUCUAGGCUUAAUUGCUCAGGGCUGUUUGGUUCCAGGUUUAUCUACUUUUCUAACCUCCCUGUUUGUGGAAGAGAAAAAAAAGAUCAUUCCCACACAACUAUGGGAAAAGUAUUUCUUGAAUAGCCUGAAUAACAAAAUCUUGGCUCAUGUCCUCUCCAAUGACUUUGAAGGAAUGAGUUUCCCUGAAGUUUCCAGGAUCUGCUUUGUGAAGCUCCAUCUCAUGCUGAUAGCCAUUGAAUAUAAGGCAAAUAUGAAUAGAAUCAGAAGCAUAAUGUUAAAUCCACCUGCACUGAUUAAGGUAAACAGGAACGCAGUGGGAUUUUUUAUUGCUAAAUCUAUACAGGAAGUCAGAAGAGCCUCUUUUUACUGUAUCAACUGUCACAGUGAUGUGAAUUCCCCAGAGCUCAUUGGAUAUUGUGGCUGCAAGUCCAAGAAAGGAUGCCAAAUGGAAGCAAGCAUCCCUACCAGUAAUUUGGAGAAUGUUCCCGAGACAAGUUCCAAAGAAAUGGAAGGACAUGAUUCUCCAAAAACAUUGCCUAGAAAAUCUAGCCCCAUGUCAAGCUUCAUCAUGAGGGAUCUGACUUCUAUGGAGAGUGAUAUGGAAAAUGACCUUUUUGAUAACACUGGCAUGUUCCACUGGUGCAAAUCAGUCCCAUUGGAAGAUAUAAUUCUGAAAUAUGACACGAUAAAAUUCCAGAACCAUAUUGUCGCCUGUGUCUUUGGAGAUUCUCAAUCACCCUUGCUGGGGCUUCGGAACUUUGUGAUGCCCCUAAGAACCAGUAACUAUACCUUCAAAGAGCUAAAAGACAUUGUGUUCAUUGGUUCUUUGGAAUACCUGCAAAGAGAAUGGAGGUUCCUGAGACAUUUCCCCAAGCUGUACAUACAAGCAGGAUCUGCUCUCUUUCCUGGAGACCUAAUUGCAGUCAACAUUAGAGAAUGUUCAAUGUGUGCUGUCCUGUCCCACCAAUCUGACUUGUCAUGCAACACUAUACUAGAUGUUGAGUCUAUAUUGACUACUCUCAACAUUGGAUCUCUUCUAGUCUACCACAAUUCCUCGAACACAGACAUGUCAGAAAACGGUUCUAGACGUAUUUCAUAUUCCAAUACAGUUCAAGAAAAAUUUAAAAGGAUUCCCAUCAUAACUGAACUGAAAAAUCCUUCCAACAUUCAUUUUAUUGAGCAACUCAGUGGAAUGCGUGCUAGCUUCCAAGGAACAAGCCUGCACCUUAGUAGCGCCUUUUCUACAGGUGCUGUCUUUUCAGAUAGCUUUUUAGAUUCCCUGUUGGCCACGGCCUUCUAUAACUACCGUGUCCUAGAAUUACUCCGCAUGCUAGUGACAGGUGAGGUGAGUUAUGACAUCGAGCAGGAUAUGGAAAUGGAGAACUUCAGUGAUAGCUUCUUUUCACUCUUGCUUGGAAGAGGCCGGUGUAAGUUGGCUCUUCUCUCCUUGAACCAAACAAUAUUAUUGGACCUUCCUGCUAGGGAUACUUUUGGAGAGGUAUUCUGUGGGUCAUUGGACAAUUUUGGAAUCCUGUGCCUUGGCCUAUAUCGCCUGAUGGAUGAUGAACAGAAAAAUCCACUGCAUUACAGGUUUGUGAUUACUCGACCAGACAAUGAUUUUAAACUACAACCUACAGACUUAAUGUUUUGUGCCAUCCCAUUCAACGUUGCUAAUUAUAAGGAAUCAUCUUCGCUUACAAAGUCAGUGCCGGGAUUUAAAUCAAAAGGAGAUGCUCGUAAGGCCAGGGGAUCUGACGCUAGAAGCAGAAAGGGAGAAGAAGAGAAAGAAGCCACAGGAAGUGGACAAAGAGGAGGAAGAAGAAGACCAACAAGGAGAGGAACAUCACUAGAAACAAGAGAUUUAGAAGAAGAUGAGGAAACACAAGCACAAGCUGCAGCCUCUUACAAUAGGCAUUCAAUGGUCAGGAUUUCAAUGCUCUGUAAAUCCUUAUUCUUGGCUAUGGAAUCAGAAGCCAGGAAGCCAUCACCCAGAUAG
Molecule: messenger RNA, 3486 nt
Organism: Dromiciops gliroides (monito del monte)
Lineage: Eukaryota; Metazoa; Chordata; Mammalia; Microbiotheria; Microbiotheriidae
Gene: KCNU1
Product: potassium calcium-activated channel subfamily U member 1
Biological process (GO): potassium ion transport; transmembrane transport; reproductive process
Cellular component (GO): membrane
Molecular function (GO): monoatomic ion channel activity
Source: RefSeq, a predicted model, not a curated record